CAUGUCGGUCAAAACGUGUUCCGAGGUGUUGGAUAGGAAAUAAUGCGAGUUGGCGACUCCGUGGCCACUGAUCUUUUGGUACCGCGUGUGGCUAGCCUCUGAGGAGUAUAAAAGUACGUCCUCCGGACUGCUCGUGCGUCUCAAGUCACCCACCUGCCCGGUUUCCUCAACCUCUUCAAAUGGAGGACCUGGAUGUAUCAAGAGAACGAGCGUUCAUCGCUGCAAACUUCGUCCACCACGUCUUUCUAUGGUCGCAAAUGUCAAUAUCGGACUUUGACCCGUGCCUGUUUCGGUUCAUCUGGACGCUUCAGCGACGCUCGGCCGCUCAUCCAUCCGUUACAUUCCGUGCUCUGUACUACCUUCAAAAUCUCAAACACUACAAUCCCACUAUGGUGGUUACGAGCGGCGAAUCGCUCUUCCUCUGCGCUCUGGGGCUCGCAGGAAAAUCUUCCAGGGACCACACCCUCAUCAAGCUGGGAGAGUUGCAGGCUGUCGCAUUCGCGAUGUCCCUGGAUGAAGUGAUCGAUAUCAUGGAGUACGACGUGUUCAAUGCGCUCGAAUGCGGACUCGACGUGGACGCCGGGGCCCUGGCCGACUUCGAAGCACGAGUGCGGCGAGAUUUCAGCAGUGCGAAUGGACUAACGUGCUUUGACGCCCCGAAUCAUGCCAUACCUGUCCGGCACCGUACGGAGAUAUGCCGUUCAGAGAUCUCCACCGUCCCCUUUCCUUCACUGGCGAUGGAACAAAAAAUCAACCGCGCAUCGGCUUCGACAACCCAGCGCUGCUUGUGCGAGUACUGCCGAACUCCUGCCGUUACUUCAAAUCAAUGAAAAACGUGCCCCCUUGGGCCGCAUAUGCGAUUUUUGUAUCACGCUCCUGAAUCGCAGGUUUUGUAAUCAUUGAUUUCUCACAUUUCACAUGGUGUAUAGUAGUCCAUCGCACGUCUUCCGCUCCAAAUGUUACAUGCUAUCGUUCGCCUCGC
Molecule: messenger RNA, 982 nt
Organism: Laetiporus sulphureus 93-53
Lineage: Eukaryota; Fungi; Basidiomycota; Agaricomycetes; Polyporales; Laetiporaceae
Exons: 3
Coding region: 180-830 (216 amino acids)
Source: RefSeq, a predicted model, not a curated record